AACAGUAUAAAAGAAGAGGAAGUUUUUAAUAUAUUAAGAAAACAAUAUGUUGCAAGAUUUAAUUAGAAUAUAUUGGCCCAUAGAUAUAAUCAAAUACGAGGAAUGUGGACUAUUAAUUGGUCUUCAGGACUCUCAAAAUGAUAUAUUUGUAAUCACAUGUAUUAAAAACAUUGAGAAAGACAUACUAGAAAAAUAUAUUCAGCAAAUAAUCCAGGAAAAAAAGGAACCAUUUAGGAAAAUCGAAAAAUUAUGUAAUAAACAAUAUCCUAGAAUUAUCGGGACAUUACGUUCUACAUCAAAUAAUUGUAAAUGUAUUUUUGAUUACGAAAAAGUUUGGAUUGAUGCUAUAUUGGACAAAAAUACAAAAUUUCCUCAAUUUUAUAGCAAAAAAGAUUUUUCGAAAACUAUCCAAGUUAUUCUAUAUUAUAGCCCGAACUCUUAUAAAAUGCAGUAUUAUUCUCUUAAACCUAUAGGAUUGGAACUUAAAAAGAAAAUUAACACGGAAAACAUAGAUUUUAAGGAUAACACUACAAAAAAAUCAGAGCUUCAAGAGCGGUUGAAAAUGCAUGCUUUUCAUUAUAAGUUGUUAAAAAAUCCAGAAUUGUAUUUUUCUGAAAAUACAUUAAAACAGAUUAACAACAAUAGAGAGCUUUCAAUUGUCCUGAAAAAUAUUAUUAAAGAACAUUUUAAUAAUAAUAGUAAUAAUCAUAAUAAUAGCAGGCCUCUAGCUUUAUCUACUAAAAUACAAAAAAAUACAGACUAUUUUAAAAAAACAUAUUUAUAUUUAUUUCAAUUUCUAUCUACUAUUAUAUUUUGGAUUAUGUUGAUUCAAAAAGCAAUUUCUGAAGCUAUUCUUUAUAUAAUUGAAUGGAAAUUAUAUCAUAAUUGGAUUUCUCUAAAAGAUAUUUCUGCAAUAGUUCAGCAAAUUGAUAUGAGAUUACAACAGUUUUGUUACUGGCCUAUUCAAUAUCAAGCAUUACUAAACAGAAAAAAAGAAUAUCUAAACAUUACAACAAGUUAUCCUAACUACAUUCGUUUUUAUAAUAAUUUAUGGUUGAUUGCUAAUGAUAUAAUAAUUGGGAUAAUUUUUGGAUCAUAUCUUAUAGAAAAUAAACACAAAUUAAUUCAAAGUAUCAAUUAUAUUUCUAAUAUAUAUACGAUAGAAAGUUUACAUAAUAUGGUUUUUUGGUUAAUGAAUUGGCCAGCCGGUUUGAAAUUAAACAGCGAAUUAGCAGGAUUUCUUGGGAACCUCUUUUUAAGGCUUUUAGAGAUUUGGAAAGGAUGGAUUAUAACAAUAAACUCAUAUCUUCCAAUUCUUAUCCAGAUAGCAGCAAUACCUAGUUUCAUGGGAUUUUCCAUAUUUGUUUCAUUUCUAAACGAUGCAUUAUCUCUGCUAACACUUCAUAUUUAUAUAUUUUAUAUUGCAUCUGCUCUAAUAUAUAAUUGGCAGCUCACUAUUUUAAUAUCAUUAUUUCAUCUAUUUCGUGGAAAAAAAAAAAAUAUAUUAAGGAAUAGGAUUGAUUCUUGUGAUUAUGGCAUAGAUCAAUUAGUUCUGGGGACUAUCUUAUUUACAUUAUUUGCAUUCUUAUUUCCAACAAUUUUGGCAUUUUAUUUUACAUUCGCUUCAGCCCGUAUGAUUAUAAUAUUUAUAAAAGCUAUUUUGGAUACUGCUCUAACAUUUACAAACCACUUUCCUUUAUUUGCAAUUAUGUUAAGAAUCAAAGAUCCUUUUCGUCUUCCAGGAGGAAUUCAUUUUGAGUUAGUGAACUUUAAACCUUCAAAUAAAUCAAAAAUAUCUUUAAAACCUAUUCAAACAUCUUACAUAUUUUUAAGGUCUAUACCUCUUUCACUUGAAUCCAUGUUCUGUCAAUAUUCAAGACUAUUUGAAAGAUUAAAGUGUCAUUAUUUUUCCAAAGAAAUAAUUAUCAACUUAAUUAGAGGAAUCAUAGUUCCUAUAAUUCCUAGAGAAAAACUUUAUACUCUUCAAUACUCCAUGCUUCCUGAAAAAAGAAUAAGCAUAAUUGAACUUAUAAAAAUAAAUUCUAAUCAAUAAUUAUAUUUUAAAUAAAAAU
Molecule: messenger RNA, 2072 nt
Organism: Pneumocystis carinii B80
Lineage: Eukaryota; Fungi; Ascomycota; Pneumocystomycetes; Pneumocystales; Pneumocystaceae
Exons: 8
Coding region: 47-2053 (668 amino acids)
Biological process (GO): GPI anchor biosynthetic process
Cellular component (GO): membrane; endoplasmic reticulum
Source: RefSeq, a predicted model, not a curated record